CCUCUCAUUCCAGGAAGUGAACUCAGUCGGGCAGACAGCCUGUAAACACGUGAGAUAAUAACUCAAAACAGACCGCUGACAUACGAAAGAUGGAUAUUACAGAAGUUCCCACGGAAAAGGGCAGCAAGAAGAAGAAGAAGUCAAUGAAAGCAAAGACGAAGGUUAAAAACAUGGAGGUAAAGGAAGAGAGCAGCGCCGCGGAGAACCAGGCCGAUCCGACAACUGCGUUUCCCCCCACAUUCAGUGUCUCCGAGAUCAAGAACAAACAGCGGAGGCACCUCAUGUUCAUGAAGUUCAAGCAGGAGAAGAGGAAGCAAAAACUUCAACUGAAGAAAAAAAGGAGAAAAGAAAGGGAAGCAUUAGGUGACAAGGCGCCACCAAAGGAAGUCCCCAAAACGAUAGAAAACCAGAGAGUGUUUGAUGAGACAGCAGUUGAUCCAGAAGACGAAGAGGUUGCUUUUGAUGAGGGAACUGAUGAAUUUUCAGCAUAUUUCAACGGGUUGACAAAUCCCAAAGUGCUCAUCACUACAUCAGACAGACCCAGAGGGAGAACAGUGAGGUUUUGUGAGCAGCUGGCCAGUGUCAUCCCAAACGCCCAUGUUUACUACAGAAGAGGCCUCGCCCUAAAGAAGAUCAUUCCCCAGUGUGUUGCCAGGGACUUCACAUACAUGAUGGUCAUCAACCAGGAUCGCCUGGUGCCCAACGGUUUGGUUCUCUGUCACCUUCCUGACGGGCCAACUGCACACUUCAAAGUCAGCAGUGUUCGAGUAAGAAAAGAGAUAAAGAGACGAGGUAAAGAGCCAACCGAACACUAUCCAGAGGUCAUUCUCAACAACUUCACCACCCGCCUCGGACACAGCAUUGGUCGUCUGUUCGCCGCUCUGUUCCCACAGAACCCUCAGUUUGUGGGUCGACAGGUCGCCACCUUUCACAACCAGAGAGAUUUCAUCUUUUUCAGAUUCCACAGGUAUAUCUUCAAGAACGAGAAGAAAGUUGGUAUUCAGGAGCUGGGACCUCGCUUCACUCUAAAACUCCGAUCUCUGCAGAAGGGCACGUUCGACUCCAAGUACGGAGAGUACGAAUGGGUGCUGAAGCGCCACGAGAUGGAUGCCUGCAGACGGAAGUUCCAGCUUUGAGUUGGACGUUUAUUGGUCAGAAAAGAUCCCGACCGAAUGUCCUGCAAAUAUUUAUGGACUUACACAAAUUUGCUUCAAAGUCUCUGAUUCUUUUUGAAGGAAACCUGUGUUAGCUGUACAAAGAUCCAGAUGCAGCUUUUAGUGAUGAGGUGAUGCUAUGUUGUCUGGUAACAGUUCAUGUAUACACAGUUAUAUUCUUUUAUGACUUUAGUUAUUACCUGAAGAUGAGUUUCAAACUGCAGAGUUGAGCUAAAGUGAGAGAAAGUAAAAGAGAUGUUCAUUUCUUCAGACUUGCCUCUGAGUGAUAAAGUCAACACAAAAUGUGCAUCUUUCUUUUUUAACCUUCAUGUUUGUCUGGAUCCAGAGUGACAGAUUUUCAAGUUUAACUAUGUAAAAAGUACAAGUUAUAUUUUAUUGAAAGAGCGUUUGUGUUAUCCUCAGAAACAGGCAUUUUAACACAAAAUAAACUUUCAGUUUACAGACCUUCAGUCUGUUCUGAAGGCCUGUAAAUGAAAAGAAUCAGUUACGGUGCUCUGAGUCAGCACAGGAAAACUGGGUGUUGCUCUAUGGACUAAAUAAGGCUCAACAUUUUCAUCCUCCACCAAACUGAGGAAACUCAUUUAGGUUGGUUCUUGUUUUGAAUUAAGAGUGGGUAGAUAAAGGUCAUAGCUUAGACACUGCAAUGUUUGUCUUUUUUUUUAGCUUGACAACUUUAUUACCUGUCACGCUUUUCUCCUCCUGUAUACUCUGUUAUUGUGCUUUUCAUUGUUCAGCUAUGGAAUAAUUUCAAGUUUGUACUUGCUAAGGUUAAAUUUAUGAAAGAUAUUUUACCCCUUUAACUACUAACCUAUGUGGAUCAUUUUUUAGCCACCACAAUUAGUUUUAUCCUUUAAAACAUUUUUUACAGAUGUGCUACAAUGUACCAGAAGCAGAUAUUUAUCCAUCUUUGGGAGAUAAGAUUAGUGUAAUUAAACUAUUAAAUGUAUUUUAUAUUCUAAAAGUACUAGUAGGGUAAAAAUACAAUGUUUUCUACAUGGAUUUGAGUGCAUCAAACGAACUUAAGUUGAAGAAAAUUUGAUAACUGUUUAUAUGCGUCAAAUCAUGGUUCAAACUUGACAUGCCAACAUUAAAGAUUUGGUCAUUAACACAUUA
This is a messenger RNA of Xiphophorus couchianus (Monterrey platyfish), 2288 nucleotides long. RefSeq names its product ribosome production factor 1 homolog (gene rpf1). The transcript has 9 exons. Gene Ontology annotation, biological process: maturation of 5.8S rRNA; maturation of LSU-rRNA. NCBI's taxonomy places the organism in Eukaryota, Metazoa, Chordata, Actinopteri, Cyprinodontiformes, Poeciliidae. Bases 90 to 1136 code for a protein of 348 amino acids. The record is from RefSeq and is a predicted model, not a curated record. Gene Ontology annotation, molecular function: rRNA primary transcript binding. Gene Ontology annotation, cellular component: nucleolus; preribosome, large subunit precursor.